Messenger RNA from Vitis riparia (riverbank grape), 814 nucleotides. RefSeq names its product phosphoprotein ECPP44-like. The transcript is spliced from 2 exons. The record is from RefSeq and is a predicted model, not a curated record. Gene Ontology annotation, cellular component: membrane. Bases 99 to 599 code for a protein of 166 amino acids. Gene Ontology annotation, biological process: response to water. Lineage: Eukaryota; Viridiplantae; Streptophyta; Magnoliopsida; Vitales; Vitaceae.
UCUCUUCAGUGUGAAACAAAAGCAGCCUUCAUUAUCAUCUAUUGUUUAAAGCACUUUCCCAUUUAGCUUACCACCCGUGUUCUCUAGCGCCCAACAAAAUGGCAGAUCAGCACCCACAAGAGGAUGCACCUAUGACAGAUGUGGAUGUAGUGAAAGUGUCGAAACCCCAAAAGGAAGAGAGGAGCACUCUCACAGAAGAGCACCACCAGCAUCAUAGCAGCUCUAGUUCGUCUGAUGAUGAGGAACAAGCAGGGGAGAAGAAAAAGAAGAAAAAAGGAUUGAAGGAGAAGAUUAAGGAAAAGAUAUCACAUGAAAAGGAAGAACCGAAUGGGCACAAGGAUGAAUCAGUUCCAGUAGAGAAAUGUGAUGAAAUGUCGAAGGAAGAAUUAACAAACCCAGAGGAGAAGAAAGGGUUUCUUGAGAAACUCAAGGAAAAGCUUCCUGGCCAGCACAAGAAAGGUGAAGAGGCUGAUCAUGCAACUCCAACUGAAUGUGCCCCAGACAAACAUUCACCAGAAAAGAAAGGAAUCUUGGAGAAGAUAAAGGAGAAGCUGCCAGGAUCCCAUAAGAAUGGAGAAGAGAAGGACAAGGAGAAAUAAGAUGGAAACUGAUUAGGGGACUUGUCUUCAGGAUAUUGACUGUGUUGUUGGCUUGUUAGGCUGUGUUUUUCUGGAACGCUUCCAGUGCUUGUAUGUAUUUGAUUUGGUGAUUUUGGUUUCUUAACUGUUUUUCUAGGGUGUUAUUGUAUUUGCAUCUAGGCCAGCGAGUUUGAAUCUUAAACCAACUUAAAUGGGAAAUUUGGAAGUCUAGAAUA